Messenger RNA from Mobula hypostoma (lesser devil ray), 3011 nucleotides. RefSeq names its product transmembrane BAX inhibitor motif containing 4 (gene tmbim4). Gene Ontology annotation, biological process: negative regulation of apoptotic process. NCBI's taxonomy places the organism in Eukaryota, Metazoa, Chordata, Chondrichthyes, Myliobatiformes, Myliobatidae. The transcript is spliced from 7 exons. The record is from RefSeq and is a predicted model, not a curated record. Bases 72 to 776 code for a protein of 234 amino acids.
UGGUUACGUCAGGAGGUCAGGGUGAAUGACUCGGAAGCAGUUGUGUCGAAUUCCCGUCUGAGGAGUGAACUAUGGAUCCGUACCCUCGAUCCUCGAUAGAAGAUGACUUCAACUAUGGCACCAGCGUGUCGACGGCCAGCGUUGACAUCCGCAUGGGAUUUCUGCGCAAGGUUUACAGCAUCUUAUCCGUACAAAUUAUUCUGACUACGGUGAUGUCCGCAGUUUUCCUGCAUAGCAACACCGUCAAGGAAUUCGUGCACGCUAGUCCCUCAUUGGUGUUGAUAACGGCUUUUGGAUCUCUGGGUCUCAUAAUUGCUCUGGCAAUCUACAGACAUCAACAUCCUGUUAAUUUGUAUCUUCUGUUUGGGUUUACCCUCUUUGAGGCUUCUACAGUGGCUACCAUUGUUACUUUCUAUGACUAUUCAGUAGUUCUGCAAGCAUUUGCUUUAACGACUGCUGUAUUCAUUGCAUUGACUGUCUACACGUUUCAGUCAAAGAGAGAUUUCAGUAAAUAUGCAGCAAGCCUCUUUGCAUGCCUGUGGAUUUUGCUCCUGGCUGGAUUGUUUAGGCUUUUCUUCUGGAGCAAUACAAUGGAACUGGUAUUUGCAUCUGCAGGAGCUCUGCUCUUCUGUGGCUUUAUCAUCUAUGAUACACAUGUAUUGAUGCACAAGCUUUCACCUGAAGAAUAUGUAUUGGCUUCAAUUAACUUGUACUUGGAUGUCAUUAAUCUCUUCUUGCAUAUCCUCCGAAUCCUGCAAUCAGUUAACAAAAAGUAACAACUAAUGAUAAUUACAGAGAAAAGUCUAGCUCUGUCUUCUAAGUGUAAGCUGUACGAAUGCACUUUGUCUAAAUUUCCUGUUUAAUUUUAUUAACUAACUUUGGUUUUGGUUGUAUUUAUGUUCACUAUCUGAUGUAGAUUAUCAGUUUGUACAUUCUUUUUAUUGAGGACAAAUCAGAGGUACCUUUGGAGAAAAGCACUAAAGUAGAAUUAAUACAAAUUGAAAACGUAUUUCAAUCCAGUCUUAAAAUCAACAACAUCUUGUUGUCUUUGCUUGGUAUGAAUUUAAAGAUUUAAAACUUUUAAAAGUUUCACUGCUUGGAAAAAUUUUGUUGAGCUGGGACAAACCAGUUUAGAUUUGGCAUUGUUUCAAUUGAAGAUUGUUCCUAUUAUUUUCGCUGUCUUUAUUUACUUAUUAUUUAAAUGCCCAUGGAUGGAAAUCCUAUACUUGUAAAGGCUCUGUCUUUUCAGUUGGAGACAUCACUCUUUAAAUAAAAUUUGAGUAACUUGCCCUUUCUAUUUAAGUAUUAAUUUUUGAAAGUACAGGUCGACCUUCACUAAUCCAACUACCUGUAAUUCGGUUCCUUCGAUAAUCCGGCACUGAUUAUGCUUAAUGUGAUCCUUCUGUAAUUUGGCAUUUUCACUAAUCCAGCACUCCUCAGGUCCCAAUCGUGCUGGAUUAGUGAAGGUUGACCUGUAAUAAUACUUUGUGAUCUUAAGUUCCAGGAAACCAAUUAUGGAAAUAAAAAUAAUGCACACAAAAUGCUGGAAUCUGGAUGUUUCAGGCCAAUCCAUAAAUGAUGCCUGACCUGCUGAGUUCCUCCAGCAUUUUGUGUGAAUUACUCUAGGUCUCUGGUAUCUGCAGAAUCUCUUAUGUUUAUGGAAAUAGAAAUACUUUUUAUUUGAAGUUUGUGCAGUUUAGUCUUACUGGGGUGAUGACAGAGGAACAAAUUUGCAGAUAUGGAGAAACAAGUUUCAGUAGAAGAGGGGAGGGUACAAAUGAGAGUGAUGAACACAGAAUGAUUAGAAAUGAGAAAAGCAUUUUUAAGUCAUCGAUAAAAUACUAAAUGUACAAAGCAAUUCAUCUGACUGAGAAAUUCUGAAGUCUCAGUACACUGCUUAUUCAAAAACUCAAGUUGAAUACCUGCCAGCAUUUUUCCCUUGCAGGCAUGUAAGUAGACAUCUAUUUUUCUCGACAAUAAUUCAGUUGAAGUGUCCCACGCAAUGCUACAAAAAUAUUUGAUGUAGCUAGUGCAUGAUAUAUAUAGGGGUCAAUGAUUGUGUGUUACACUGGUACAGCGUUACAGCACAGCUCCAACGACCCAGCUUCGAUCUUGACCUCUGGUGCUAUCUCUUUGAAGUUGAUAUGAUGUGGGGAGAAUAAAAUGGGAUUAGUGUAAGUGGGUGCUUGAUGAUUUGCAUUGACUUAAUAGGCCAUAAAACCUAUUCUAAUGCUAUAUGGCUGACUGAACCUGACACCAAUGUUAGUGUUAUGUGUGCACACCAGUUAAUUCGUACUUCAGUAACAGAUAAAUUUGAGUAAUACACACAAAAUGCUGGAGGAACUCAGCAGGCCUGGCAGCAUCUAUAGAAAAGAGUAAUCAUUUGACAUUUUGGGCUGAGAUCCUUCAUGAGCUAAAUUUGAAACUGAUUGGAUCAAGGAGGAGAAGAUGGCAGUGCGCGCGGCCACUUCGGUGGUGAUGUCUGUUAUCUGUCAAGUAGGGGACCGUGCGCAAUUCUGAUUUCAUGGAGACGGAUGUGAGAGUACAGAGGAACAUCUGGAAAACUUCUGAAAUGCCCGCUUCGCUGCCGCUGCUACUGUGUGGUAACCGGAAUCUCCAGAGCAGAAGGCCCCGAAAUCCUCGGCUUUGCUUGUUUCAGCGGCCGGGGCGAGGUCAAAGGCGCUGGUCGGAAGCUCGAAGUUUUCGGACGGAUGGACUCGGUGUCGGCUGCUUCUAAGGCAUCGGAAAGUUGACAGUGCCUGGAGGUUUAUGGCAGGGAGUUUCUCCCUUUUGCCGCCCGCUAUCGGGGACUCAGGAGUCGAUCGACUCGGGGACUUUUGAGGCUUUAUUUACCGUGCCCACGAUUUGUUGUUCUUCAAAUUAUGGUAUUGCUUUGCACUGCUGUAACUAUAUGUUAUAAAUUAUGUGGUUCUGUCAGUGUUAGUCUUUGGUUUGUCCUGUUUUCUGUGAUAUCACUCCGGAGAAACAUUGUAUGCAUUUCUAAAUGACAA